This is a messenger RNA of Juglans microcarpa x Juglans regia, 1642 nucleotides long. Its product is annotated as deSI-like protein At4g17486. Bases 749 to 1435 code for a protein of 228 amino acids. Gene Ontology annotation, biological process: protein deubiquitination. The record is from RefSeq and is a predicted model, not a curated record. Lineage: Eukaryota; Viridiplantae; Streptophyta; Magnoliopsida; Fagales; Juglandaceae. Gene Ontology annotation, molecular function: deubiquitinase activity. The transcript is spliced from 3 exons.
AUAUCCUUCUUUCUAGUUUUUUUACCGCAUUUUUGACCCCUUGUUUCCUAGUUUUCAACCACAAUUCCCUUUACAGCUUGGCCUCCCUCCUCAAGCAUAUCCAGUCUGCUUUUCAUCUCAACGGUUGGAUGUUAAAGGGUGAACAAAUUGCAAAACGAGUUUAGACUACUCGUUAGAAUUUUGUGUCAAGUCAAUAUCAAAUUAACGAAUUGCAUACAAAAAAUUAUCAGUCCUAAUUAUGACAUCCUAGCCUCUCAAUUAAUUGCUGAUAUCUUACCCUUGAAAACAUUGACAACUGAUAUUAUAGACGUAUUUUCUCUCUCUCUCUCUCUAUACUUUCUUCAAAGAAAAAUAUUAUUAUAAACCGUCAUCUGAAAAAGACUCGUGAUAGUGAAUUCACUGAAUUGUAAGUCUCUGUUUGUAUAGCCUGUUGGAGAUGCUCUAAACGUUACUUUCUCACAGAAUCUCGAUCUCCUUUUUAAGUAGGCUCCGACCCAGCUCAGAGUGUUAAACAAUCCCCAACAUCAGGGCCAUUUAUCUACAAACCCAGAUUUAUAUAUCAACCAUAUCCCAAAAAUAAAUUCACCGCCGGGGGAACGCCUCGCAGAAAGUUUUGAUUCCCUUAAAAAGAAGAAAAAAAUAUAAUAUUUUUCUCCUUUUCAGGAUUUUGUAUUGGUUUUUAUAACUGAGAAAUAAACGUGGGGGGUGCGUUUAAAAUGAAUGUUCAUGCACUAAGAUCCUGAAAACCAUGUUGUGUACAAAAGUUUCGAGGGAAAACGAAGCGGGAACGGUGCCGGUUUACCUCAAUGUGUACGAUCUGACGCCCAUCAAUGGGUAUGCCUAUUGGUUUGGCCUUGGAGCGUACCAUUCUGGUGUACAAGUCCAUGGUAUUGAGUAUGCAUUUGGAGCUCAUGAGUAUCCAUCAACUGGAAUUUUUGAAGGAGAACCAAAAAAAUGCGAAGGAUUUACAUAUAGGAAGACAAUCUUGAUCGGAAAAACGGGUAUGGAGCAGGCGGAGGUGAGAGCAGUCAUGGAGGAGCUGGCAGGUGAGUAUCGAGGGAAUGCAUAUAAUUUGAUUACCAAAAACUGCAACCAUUUUUGCAAUGAUGCUUGUGUUAGGCUCACUGGAAAUCCAAUCCCAAGUUGGGUCAAUCGGCUUGCUAGAAUCGGAUUUCUUUGCAAAUGUGUUAUUCCAGCAACUCUAAAUUCAACUAAAAUAAGGCAUCAUAGAAUCGAAGACAAGCCAUGCGAAGAAGAAGAAGAAGACGAAGAAGAGAAGAAGAAGAAAAAGAAAGUCACAAGCGACUCAAACAGAGUCAUAUCUUCUAACUCUUCUUCCUCCUCUUCAUUGUCUCCUUCUAGCUCCACAAUCCGCAGGGGAAGAAGCAGAAACAAAAGCAGACGCAGACGUGCUCUUCCUCCAUCUUCGCCUUAGCUUUUGGGUCGAGGAAAAAAAAAAUUCUCAAAGGGAAGGAAGGAGCAAAAAUCGUGGAUUUAUAUUUUUCUUCAUUCUUUUCAAAGGAACCUCGAAGAGAAUCUACAUGUUCUUGAGGAACCUCGAAGGCACGCAGCAAAUGCCUGUACGAGUCUACGCUUUUAUUCUUUGGGAGGAAAAGCUACGAAAUGACUGCAACUUUAUCUU